AUGGCCAAUAAAAUUGCACCAGCCUUAGCUUGUGGUAACACUGUUGUCCUCAAAACUGCCGAACAAACUCCUUUGAGCUCUUUAAAAGUUGCUGAAUUAUGUAGAGAAGCAGGUUUUCCUAAAGGCGUUAUUAAUGUUCUUUCCGGUUUUGGUUUUACUGAAGUAGGGAAGUCUAUCCUGAAGGCUGCAGCUGAAAGCAACUUGAAAAAGGUUCUGUUAGAAUUAGGAGGAAAGUCACCAAGUAUCAUAUUUGCUGAUUCCAACCUAGACACUGCGGUUAAAUAUACUCAUAACGGAAGUUUUUUUAAUCACGGUCAAAGUUGUUGUGCUGCUGCCCGUAUUUACGUUGAGGAACGUGUUUAUGAUGAAUUUCUCAAGAAAUUUAAAGCAAAUACUGAAGCUAUUAAAAUUGGCGAUCCGUUUGAAAGUAAAACUUAUCAAGGGCCUCAAAUAUCUAAAAAACAAUUUGACAGGAUUAUGUUUUAUAUCAAGACCGGUAAGGAAGAAGGUGCCACCUUGCUUAUGGGUGGUGAAAGAUUCGGUGAACAAGGUUUCUAUAUAAAACCAACGAUUUUCACCGAUGUAGUAAGUACAAAAUCAUCAUUUCUUGACUUAAAUUUCACGAUAAUCGCAAAAGCCAAUUUGACAAAAUAUGGAUUGGCUGCUGCCGUAUUUACUAACAACAUAACCAAAGCUCUGAAACUUUCUAAUGAAAUUAAGGCUGGAACGGUUUGGGUGAAUCAAUACAUGACAGGUGAUAGCAGUCUUCCAUUCGGAGGAUACAAAAAAUCUGGAAUUGGUCGUGAAAUGGGCAAAUAUGCGUUGAAGGAAUACACUCAAAUCAAAACUGUUCAAAUUAACUUGGGAACUAGUUGUAAUUAG
Messenger RNA from Cetraspora pellucida, 882 nucleotides. The record is from the annotation of a GenBank genome assembly. Lineage: Eukaryota; Fungi; Glomeromycota; Glomeromycetes; Diversisporales; Gigasporaceae.